Molecule: messenger RNA, 956 nt
Organism: Spinacia oleracea (spinach)
Lineage: Eukaryota; Viridiplantae; Streptophyta; Magnoliopsida; Caryophyllales; Amaranthaceae
Product: structural maintenance of chromosomes flexible hinge domain-containing protein GMI1
Exons: 5
Coding region: 277-648 (123 amino acids)
Source: RefSeq, a predicted model, not a curated record
AAAAUAUUGGCAGCACUUGGUUUCUAAAAUUAGAUUUUCGUUUUUAUUUUCAUUCACUUUCCCGCCUCUGCUUCCCUCCUCUUCGUGCUCCUUCCUCAUCCCUGCUUCCCCUCUUCUCUUUGUUCUCCUUCUUUCUCAUUCUUGCUUCUCUUCCUCGGCCGGCAACUCUGUUCAUCGGCACUGCUUCUCUUCCUCGGCGGCAGAGGCUCUAGUAAGUCUAAUUUGUUCAAUGUAUUGUUGUAUAUUGAUUCACAUUUCUUUCUUAAGGUACAGGAGAUGGUGGGUCUUGUUCCUUCUGACUAUGAGGCGCAAAUGAGAACAUCAGAGGAUUUAGGGUUUGAUUGUUCGAUUUCAGUGGUUAAUUGGGGGUUUCUGUGUUCGAAUUCAGAUGUCAGGCUUGGCUUUGGUAUGGUUUGUCCGAUUUCAGUGGUUAGGGUUUGCUUUAUUCGAAUUCAGAUGUUUGGCUUGGCUUUGGUAUGUGUUGAAGUUGACGAGGAUAAAAUUUCUGUAUUUGAUACUGGCCCUGGAAUGGAUGGAAGCGAUGAGAAAUCAAUAGUGAAAUGGGGCAAAAUGGGUGCUUCAGUUCACAGAUCUACGAAAAAACUUGCUGUUGGUGGAAAACCUCCAUUUCUUACGGUGUUUGCAUGACAUCUUCGAUAUUUGGUAAAUAUGAAGAUGGGGACAUCUUGAAUAAGUUACAAGAGAUGUAUCAGGUACUUAAAAAUUCGAGGGGGGAGCCUUUCACGAUUGAAGAGAUAAAUGAAGUUCGAGAAAAGUUGGCAAACUUCAUUUCUAGUGAUUGUCUUUGAUAUUUUCUUGUAGUGAAUUUUAGUAUUGUUUUUGAUAUUUCCUUGUAAUGAAUUUUAGGUUACGGAUGCUAGUUUUUUAUGACUGUUAUGUAAUCGAGUUUUCAACUGUACAAUUUAAUUAUCUAUAUAAUUGGGUACUUUUUUAUA